Pygocentrus nattereri (red-bellied piranha) is the source of this 1652-nucleotide messenger RNA. RefSeq lists its product as uncharacterized. The record is from RefSeq and is a predicted model, not a curated record. Lineage: Eukaryota; Metazoa; Chordata; Actinopteri; Characiformes; Serrasalmidae. Bases 240 to 1403 code for a protein of 387 amino acids. The transcript has 2 exons.
AGCGGAGUGGCUAGGCAGGGCGAGUAGGGGGCCAGAUGAGACUUGUGCUAGAUCCUUAUUCUACGGGCUCUCUGGCGCCCGCUUGUGGUCUCUGUGUAACACUGACAUUGAUCUAGAUUGCUGACAACCGGAAGGCGGCCAGUGUAGCCUCUCGCUUUUUCCAUUUAUCUCUUUCUGGCGAGAAGGUGGUGCGGAGAUUCGCAUCCACAACAGCCUGCAUUCACUCCUCUUCGCCUAAAAUGUCUAAGAUGGAUAUUUUAAACUCCUAUUUGACGGAGCGCUUGGCUGUAGCCGUGAGGGAGAUUCUGGAGGCGGUGGAAGCCACGGUGACGGAGUACCGCCAGGAGACCGCGCAGACCCGGAUCGAGAACGAAAAACUCCGAGGGCAGCUUAGGGACGCGCUGAGCAGGGCCGAGACUGGAGGACAAGAAACAGUCCACAAUGCAUCCAAGACUGUCUUAGAAGAAAUCUCUCCUUGUGGGGCAGAGAAGUGGAGCUCCAGCCUUGAGCAGAGAGAAGAACUUCAAGAGGUGCAGGAAAACGAAACUCAAUGCCAGAAAUGGAGUGAUGGUCCAUUAAAUGAGAAGGGCCCACAGAUACUGGUACCAGUUUGCAAAGAAGAGAGAUAUACUCUUAAAUUGGGAUCCCACACAGAGUCUCUAACUUCUGUAGACGUUCAAGGGCACAACUCUCAGCAGGGCUUAGAUGUGUCCUUACCUGUUGUGAAACUGCACAGGGUAAAAAUUGAACCAGAGGAGACUGAAAUUCCCGUAAGUUUGCCAGACACCGACGUUCCUACACACACUGGCCAUUCAUACAGCCCUGAAACCUCUCAGAGGACGGUUAGUCCUAGCAGAGGCUGCCAGAAUGCCCCUCUCUCAGGCACAUACAUGCCAGACCGAGAAGCACCUCACAGCGCUGCUCAACCGAAACUCCCAAGCUGUUCAGAGAAAGUGACUGGUGAAAUCCAUGGAGAUGCACAGUAUAAGUGUUCACAUUGCAGGAAGACAUUUAAGGAGCUGAAGAGGCUGCAGACACACCAGCAGGCUCACGAGCGAGCCUUCGGCUGCAGCUGGUGUGGCAAGGGCUUUUACCAGUCGGCUGACCUCCGGCGGCACCUGCGCACGCACACAGGUGAGCGGCCCUACCGCUGCACCUGGUGCUCCAAGAGCUUCAGCCAGAGGAGCAACCUGCGGAGACAUGUGCGCAUCCACACAGGAGAGCGGCCCUACCAGUGCACUCUCUGCUCACGGAGCUUCAGCGACGGCCACACACUGAAGAAACACCAGCGCAAACACUACGAAGAACGCUACUGCUGCUCACUCUGUGACCAGAGCUUCACAGUGGCUCGGUCACUACAGCUUCACCUGCUAAAGCAACACCUGAUAGAACAAAGACAGUAAAAAUGAAAGACAGAUGGGUUUUUAUAAACAACGUGGGCUAUGCAUAUCUGUUAUACUUAUUGAAAGACUAAAUAAAAUUUUCAGAGAUUUCCAUUUCCAUGACAUGUCAUUGCUAAAUGGAACAGAAAUACUUGUGGAAGUACUCUCCUUUUUCUUUGUUAGCAGUGGUACAGUAUUGUGAGAAAUUGAAUACAUCUUCUCUAAUAAACAUUUGGCUCUUUCAAAGGGCCAAUAUCAUGGAAAACCGAA